CUCGGGCUCCCGCUCCGCUCCGGGUCCGCCCGGGCUGCAGCGGUCGUGCCGCUGGCCCCGUUCGGCUCGGAUUCCGGCGCGAGCCCCCUCGGCGCCGCCAGCCCCGGCCCCGUCCCGGGUCUCGGCGCCCGCGGACCAUGCGCCGGGCACCCCCCGGGGAAGCCGGCCGGGCCGAGAGCCCGCAGACACCAGGCUCCCGGGCCGGGGCCCCUCCCGGCCGCCCGGCCGGCGGUCCGCGCCCUGCCCCGCGCCCCGGCGCCGCCUGAGCCGGCGGGUCAUGGAGCGCACGCCGCCCGACGGGCCGCUGAACGCGUCGGGGGCGCUGGCGGGCGAGGCGGCGGCUGCGGGCGGGGCGCGCGGCUUCUCCGCCGCCUGGACCGCGGUGCUGGCCGCGCUCAUGGCGCUGCUUAUCGUGGCCACGGUGCUCGGCAACGCGCUGGUCAUGCUCGCCUUCGUGGCCGACUCGAGCCUCCGCACCCAGAACAACUUCUUUCUGCUCAACCUCGCCAUCUCCGACUUCCUCGUGGGGGCCUUCUGCAUCCCACUCUAUGUGCCCUAUGUGCUGACUGGCCGCUGGCCCUUUAGCCGUGGUCUUUGCAAGCUGUGGCUGGUGGUGGACUACCUACUCUGCACCUCGUCCGUCUUCAACAUCGUGCUCAUCAGCUAUGACCGCUUCCUGUCAGUCACCCGCGCUGUCUCCUACCGGGCCCAGCAGGGCGACACGCGGCGGGCGGUGCAGAAGAUGGUGAUGGUGUGGGUGCUGGCCUUCCUCCUGUACGGGCCGGCCAUCCUGAGCUGGGAGUACCUGUCCGGCGGCAGCUCCAUCCCGGAGGGCCACUGCUACGCCGAGUUCUUCCACAACUGGUACUUCCUCAUCACGGCCUCCACACUCGAGUUCUUCACGCCCUUCCUCAGCGUCACCUUCUUCAACCUCAGCAUCUACCUGAACAUCCAGAGGCGCACCCGCGUCCGGCUGGACGGGGCGCGGGACCCCGAGCCCCCGCCCGAGGCCCAGCCCUCCCCGCCGCCCGCCGCGCCCGGCUGCUGGGGCUGCUGGCAGAAGGGGCGCGGGGAGGCCGUGCCGCUGCACAGGUACGGGGUCGGGGUGGGCGAGGCGGCCCCGGGCGCCGAGGCGGGGGAGGCGGCCCCCGGGGGCGGCAGCGGUGGGGGCGCCGCGGCCUCGCCCACCUCCAGCUCCGGCAGCUCCUCGCGGGGCACCGAGCGGCCUCGCUCGCUCAAGCGGGGCUCCAAGCCCUCGGCGUCCUCCGCGUCGCUGGAGAAGCGCAUGAAGAUGGCGUCCCAGAGCAUCACCCAGCGCUUCCGGCUGUCCCGGGACAAGAAGGUGGCCAAGUCGCUGGCCGUCAUCGUGAGCAUCUUCGGGCUCUGCUGGGCCCCGUACACACUCUUGAUGAUCAUCCGGGCCGCCUGCCACGGCCACUGCGUCCCUGACUACUGGUACGAGACGUCCUUCUGGCUGCUGUGGGCCAACUCGGCCGUCAACCCCGUCCUGUACCCGCUGUGCCACUACAGUUUCCGCCGAGCCUUCACCAAGCUGCUCUGCCCCCAGAAGCUCAAGAUCCAGCCGCACAGCUCCCUGGAGCACUGCUGGAAGAAGACGAAGAAGAAAACACGUCCGUGAACUCCAUGUUCCUUGGCUGUUUAAUCAAGAGAGACAAAAUUGCUGAGGAGCUCAGGGCUGGAUUGGCAGGUGUGGGCUCCCACGCCCUCCUUCCUCGCGCUGCUGCUUCCGGCUGAGCUGCGCCAGCUGCUUCUGCCCACCCCGCCCCCGGGCUCGGGGUGCUGGGCCCUGCCUGGCGGCUCCGAGCGCGGCCGGGGCCCCGGACGCCUGCUCGUCGGGAAGGCCGCCUCUCUUGCUUCAUCCGCUCCGGCCGGGGGGUGGGAGGGGGCCCCCGGGGCUCGCAGGGGCAGCCCCAGGACACCGGGGCCGUCGGCCACGUCCCGGGCACCCCGUCGGCGCUGUGCAUGCCCCGCUCCCCGCCUGCCCGCUGCCCUGCAGACUUCGAGGUCCACAGUAAAGUGUAUUUUUUUAUUGGUGCUGA
This is a messenger RNA of Felis catus (domestic cat), 2060 nucleotides long. RefSeq names its product histamine receptor H3 (gene HRH3). The record is from RefSeq and is a predicted model, not a curated record. Gene Ontology annotation, biological process: adenylate cyclase-activating adrenergic receptor signaling pathway. The transcript is spliced from 4 exons. Gene Ontology annotation, molecular function: histamine receptor activity. NCBI's taxonomy places the organism in Eukaryota, Metazoa, Chordata, Mammalia, Carnivora, Felidae. Gene Ontology annotation, cellular component: membrane. Bases 278 to 1639 code for a protein of 453 amino acids.